Trypanosoma brucei brucei TREU927 is the source of this 744-nucleotide messenger RNA. RefSeq lists its product as hypothetical. Lineage: Eukaryota; Euglenozoa; Kinetoplastea; Trypanosomatida; Trypanosomatidae. The record is from RefSeq and is a predicted model, not a curated record. Bases 1 to 744 code for a protein of 247 amino acids. The transcript has a single exon. Gene Ontology annotation, cellular component: mitochondrion. Gene Ontology annotation, molecular function: thiosulfate-cyanide sulfurtransferase activity.
AUGCUGGUUUCGUACUUGCGUCUGCAGGCAGACAGGCGCACAAGGCAUCAUAUGAUGGUUGAUGGGCAAAUAAAUCCUCGCGAGUGGUUUAAUUGGCAUCCGAAAGAGUAUCAGCCAUGGUACUUUGAUCGGCACAAAUUUCUUUAUGAGCAGCGGCAGUAUGCACAGUUUCAUCAUUUACUGUGUCACCAGGUGUAUUUGAAAGAUAUGCUUCAUCUCAUGCGUUACCCAGAGCCUUAUACUCAUAUUAUCGACUGUCGUACGUCUACGCAAAAGAUGCAUCGAUGGGUUCCUCACAGUCUAUGGUUACCUCGCGAUGAGGUUGAAUAUGCUUUGCAGUUGAGUGCUGAUGAAUUUCUUGAUAUGUAUGGGUUCAGGAAACCAGACAAGUCAGAUGAUGUUAUACUUUUGUCUCAUAAUGGAAUUUACUCGGAGCAAGCCGGGUGGGAGUGGAAAAAGCAGUUUUUCCAACAUGUGUAUAACUAUCGUGGGGGGACUAACGAGUUGUUUGGUGAGUCUUAUAGUGAUAUGAACGUUAGUGACGUGUUGUCUCCGUGGAAGGGCCCUUUUCCUCAGAGUGGAGUGUUUGUUGACAAGUGGAGCAAGAGGAAAGUGUUGACACGGACGGGACCGUUUGAUCGUCAGUACGAGAUGCAGGACUUUGCGUUGCCGGACCUUGAACUGGAGAAGGCAAGGCAUCCUGAAGAAGGUCCGCGGCAGAACAUGCCUUUCGGUCUUCAGUGA